AGACUGUCUCCUGUGUGUAGUUUUCCGAGUGAGUGGUUUUAAUCAUACAUCUCUUUAAAAGAAGAUCCAAAGGAAGCAGAUUCACUUCACUUCUUUUUACAUGCAUAAGAAGGGAACACAAUCUUAUAUUCUUAUGAAUGUACUACAAAGAAAUAUUUACCAAGUAUAGUUCAUGCAGGAAUUUACCUUGAAUUGGUUUAUGUAAUCUACCUGUCUCGCUUAUAUUUAAGGGUUCAUAUAUCACACAAAAGGAUCCUCUCCUCUGGGUGAUAAUAUAUGCAUUGCAGGAUCUUAAAAUUUUACUUGUGUAAAUAUAAGGACAUCAGCUUUUCUUCCUUGUCAUUAUAUUAUGUGUGCAUUGUAAGUCUAAAUUUAAAUGUGUUCAAGCGGUUGAAGAUACAGUCAUGGAAAUUGUAUAUGCUGAACUUGUUUUCGACGAGGGCUCAAAGAACUCGUGCCAUACAGCAUUCUGUGUGUUCGAGGAAUUCGAUGAUGAUAAAAAACGACAAUCUGCAUCCAGUGGAGAAAUCAGCAUGGUGGACGUAGCAGCGCAACGCAUUUCAACAAUUUCCACCUCGUCGGAUAUGAGCAUUCAAACAUUCGUGGAAAUGGAAGACGAAUUGGACAUGGAAGAAUGUGUCCAUUUUCUAAAUGAAAAAUGGAAGGAAGACGACCAUGACACGUGUACUUACGUCUGUUCAGGUAUAACGGAAACGGGGGAUGGAAAAAUCAUCAUUACGACCAAGAGCGGAGAAAUGGCUUUGUAUGGAGCUUCUGGAAAAUUACUGUCUUUGAAGGAAUUCUCGGAGACUUUUGAAGGUUUAACAAAGACAUCCAAAGACGAAGUUGCCGUCUCUUGUGGCUACUCUAUAAGGUUCUAUAAAGUGGAGAAGAGCAAAGUACACGAGGAAGCUAAAAAAUGCAUAGACUUUAAGUAUACUGAUAUGGUAAAAGUACACGAUAUUCAUUACAGUGACGGAAGUUUCAUCAUUCUUUGCAAAAUAUUUUCACAAAGUUCGAUAAAAAAGAUAGAUAUGAAAGGAAAUACCCUACAAUUGGUUUAUCAAACAUCAACUUCUGUGGACAGUUUCUGCUAUUUUGGGGAAACUCUUUUUGUCAUUGAAAAAGAUCAAAGAAAAAUAAGCGCCAUGAAACAAAAUGGUGACUUAAGCUGGGAGCUUACACUUGAUUAUUCACCAAGAUAUUUGACUAUUGCUGGGGAAGACAGAGUUGUUGUGUCUUUAAGUGGAAGACCAGAUUUAAAGUGUUUAACCAUGACCGGGUCUGUUUUGAGUUCAGUUGACACUGGCCUUGACCCUUCUCAGACACCAUUGCUGCUGUGUUAUUCUACUGAGUCAAAUUCGAUGUAUUUCUGCCCCGAAGAGGUCAAGAAGAUAAAAUCGUCAAGGAAGAACCCAUUUUCAAAAAUUCUUUCAUCUAUGAAGUUGGAUUAGAGUUUUAUUAAAAGGCGCAUAUUUAUGUAGAUAUUUGAAUGAAUUUGCCAUUUACGAAACAUUUUAAGAAUGAAAGUUCACAGAGGUGAAAUAGAUUUUGACUUUUCAGCACUUUCCUUGUAUGUUUGCCAGGAUUGAUUGUAAAUGCACACGUGUACCGGCGUAAGUGACACAAUAAAGUAUGCAAAUAAAUUGCUUUGGCACUGUCUAUAGGUGAAAUUGAUGAUUCAUUUUAAAUGUAUUUAUUAUGACCAUAGUAGAAAAUUCACAUACAUUUUGAAGGUAGUCAUUUAUCUAAUGGUAUUUAUUAAUUUCGUAUCUUAAUUAAGAGAAUGUUUUCUAAGAACACAAAGAUAUUGUUGACUUGAAAGGAAGUACUUUAUGUAAGAGGAAGAAAAUUGUGGCGUUUUUGGUUUCCCUUUUACUUUUUUUUGUAUUUACUUCCUUAUUUCAAAAGAAUGUACACAUAUGUGACUGUUUUGCCCAACAUGGAUUUUAUUUUGUAACUAGUACUGUCAAACAUUGUAACCAUCAUCCAUGGCUAUUAAAAAUAGAAUUUUCUGUAAAAUUCUUUCAAAAGGCUACUCCUCCUACUGUUUUGGUCAUCUUAUCUCAAAAAAAAAAGACUAAACCAAGGAUCAUUAUUCUAAUUAAUGCUGUUGCAAAGUUUCAUGUCCAACCCAGAAGUGCUACUUUUCCCUUCCUUUGUAAUAAAUACUUUAAUUUUAUGAGGAUAAAUAUUUAUAAAAGUAAAUCAUUAUGUAUUGUUUUAAACUGAAUAUGAAUAAGUAAUGUGGAUCCAAAAAUUUGAGGGUGGAGAGCUACAGUCUCGUCGGAGACUUCUGGUUCUGUUAUUAAUGGUGAAAACACGUCUAAUUUACAUACUGAUAAAAUAAAUGGCAAAGGGAGCGUGUAUUUCUUAGUCAAUGUAUGCUGAUCAGUAUACCCAGACCCGUCGUGCCAAUAAUUAUGCUAGUAUAUGUAUAAUUAUACAUGCAUGUAUUUAUACAGUAGAAAAACCAAUGCUUAUCCCUCAAAUAUUACGUUUGAUGGAUUUUUUUCUGUUUUUAUUUCUUUUUGUUUGUUUCUUGUCAAGGAAUUUUGUACCUUCCCAAAAAGCACACAAGCUGUAGUAUUGUAUAGCAGUUGUCUCGCUUUACUUAUGUCAAAAAAUUAGCAACUUUUUAAA
Saccostrea echinata is the source of this 2643-nucleotide messenger RNA. RefSeq lists its product as uncharacterized. NCBI's taxonomy places the organism in Eukaryota, Metazoa, Mollusca, Bivalvia, Ostreida, Ostreidae. The transcript is spliced from 2 exons. The record is from RefSeq and is a predicted model, not a curated record. The coding region runs from base 405 to 1454 and encodes 349 amino acids.